AAGGGUAUGAAAGGAGGGUCGAGCUAGUCCUUAAACCCUUCGAAGAAGAGGAUUCAUGGGGUGGUAAGAAUGUUCAGUGGAUGAUGGAGUUAGUGCUGGCUAGUUCGCAUAGUCUGGUGGAGGACAUGAGGACGAUCGAGGAAGGACCAAGCCAGGUAGAACGACAUGAGGACAUGAUGGGAGGAAUGUAUCUCCUCGUCAACAUGUUAUUGCAGGAAAGCCUCAGCCAGUCAGGCUCGUUGAACCCGGCAGGGAAUGUGGACGAAGUGUCCGAGAGCCAGGACGACAAGUUCGAGGAGGGGGAGAUUAAGGAGGCCUUUCGUGCAGAGGAGUAUGACGGAAUCUACUUAGAGUUGGGGCUCCUUUUGUCUUGCAAAAUGCGGCUAAGGGAUGCGAGCGAUAGGGCUCAGAGAAUGCUACAGCGCUACUUAGUGCGAGACGGCCACCUUUUCAUAAGGAGAGAAGUGGGGAAUCCCAGGAGAGUCGUCUGCGGUAGGAACCGUCAGAUUGACGUCAUAGCAGCGCUUCAUGAUGGCAUUGCAGGAGGGCAUCGAGGGGUACAAACCACGUAUGCCAAAAUAAGUGACAUGUACUACUUGGAUGGGAUGAUGGCCAUGAUCAGGAAGUUCUGCCGAUCUUGCGUACCCUGCCAGGAGAGAUCCCGUUUGAGGCAAGGAAAAUCGUUGCAUCCAAGGCUAGAGCGAGGGUUGGGGGCUGUAGUGCAUCUCAACCUACUUUUCAUGCCACUUGGGGAUCAGGGCUAUAACUAUAUCUUCGAUGCGCGCGAUAACCUGUCUAGGUCUGACUUUACGAAGACAGUCAUGCCAAGAGGAGGGAAGGGGACACGGCCGCCUCGGAGGCCUUUGGGCGCAUCAGGAGGGUACGAGUGGCAUGGGCCUCGCCAUCGAGAGAGCACUCCAGAGUACGAUGGUGACGACAUCGAGCUAUUCCUGGACAGCUUCUGGGAGCAUGCGCGGCUGGAGUUCCAUCGGUUUACCGAGGGUGGAUUGAGGAGGUCGCUAGCACACACACAGGAGGAGCCGCCAGCGUCUGAGGGGCCCUUGAGGGAAUUGGAGGCGCAUUUGGAUAUCUCUCAGUGGGGAGCGUCGCCUUGGGGUGAGGAGCAUGGAGAGCAGGCAGAGGAGAUGCCACGAGAGGAGGUGCCACGAGAGGAGGUGCCACAGGAGGAGGUACCACGAGAGGAGGUGCCACGAGAGGAGGUGCCACAGGAGGAGGUACCACGAGAGGGGGUGCCACGAGAGGAGGUGCCACAGGAGGAGGUACCACGAGAGGGGGUGCCACAAGAGGAGGUGCCACAGGAGGAGGUACCACGAGAGGGGAUGCCACGGGAGGAGGUCCAGGAUACUCAGCGAGAGAGAGGGCUGGGCGAUGAGGGGAGACGUGCAGGGAAGGAAGUGAUAGAGGUUGAAGAGGACACGCCCCCUCAGACGCCAACGACAGCUGAGGAAAAGAGGGCGAGAAGAACCAGGAAGAUAGAAGAGAUAUGGCAAGAGCGGCAGAGGUUGGAGGCGGCGGGGGCACUCCCGGGUCAGCCACCCAGCGAGCCAGCUAAGGCCCCAGAAAUCCCAGAGACGUGGAGGGACUUCUGGGAGCAGAGAGGAGAGGAGCUCCCUUCGCCAAUCAGAGUCGGGUUUGGGAUAGCAAGAAAGGCGGAAGAGAGAUUGGAUCGCAAAAUCAAGUUCCUGGCCAAGACAACUUUUAACCGGCACUUGUUAUUGGAAAGCGAUCUGGCUGGGAAGAAGACAAAGGAAGAAGGCCAUGGAGUACGCCUGGAGGCUAUGGAGGUGGAAAUCCAGGAACUCAGGGCAUUGGUGGCCAGUCAGGCAACCAUCAUCGAGAGCCUGAGGAAGCAAACUCAGGGAAAGGUGGACAAGCCAGAGAGCAGCCGGCAGGGAGAGCAGAGGCGGCCAGGACAGGGGUUGUCAGGGCAGCCAUCUGCAGCGGAGCCCCGCCGGGAGCCACCUAUGGGGAGAGUUAUCCUGGAGCCAGAGGAGGCGAGAGCCCAGAGGGAGGCGGAGAGAAAGGCCUUCGAGUUCAGAGCCCCUACCGAGCUCGCGACGCUACCUGUAGCAGCGGCGGACCCAGUCGUACCUUUGGCAGUUGAGGAGGGACUACCACCAUCUAGCAGUGAGCCGGCUCAAAGCUCAGCAGAGGGAUCCAUGAGCGUGCUCCUUGAGGCACUGUAUACUAUGCAGGAGGAGGCGAGUUUGUUUUCGCCCGAGCAGAGGAUAGAGGAGUCUCUUGAGAGAGAGAUGGGGAUUGAGGUGGAGGGUGUCAUCGAGGGCGGGCUCCAGAGGUUGGGCACGCCUGAGUAUGAGCCAGAGGAGAUUGAGGAGCAGCCCAUGGUGGUGCCAGGAGAGAUGCUCGAGAGGAGACCUCAGAGGUUGGACGCGCCUGAGUGCGUCCCAGCGACAGGGUAGCAGACUGGGAUCUUGGGCUACUGGAUCUGGGUCUGGGGGACCGGUUUCUGGGAUAGAGCAGCAAGAGGUUGU
Molecule: messenger RNA, 2513 nt
Organism: Chara braunii
Lineage: Eukaryota; Viridiplantae; Streptophyta; Charophyceae; Charales; Characeae
Source: the annotation of a GenBank genome assembly